Molecule: messenger RNA, 4634 nt
Organism: Biomphalaria glabrata
Lineage: Eukaryota; Metazoa; Mollusca; Gastropoda; Planorbidae
Product: putative golgin subfamily A member 6-like protein 19
Exons: 2
Coding region: 1591-2724 (377 amino acids)
Molecular function (GO): zinc ion binding; nucleic acid binding
Source: RefSeq, a predicted model, not a curated record
GUCGCGUAGUAUAGACAAGUGUCUAUUUCUUUCUCCUAACUCUGUUUUUUUUAUUUCCUCUACUGGUAGUACGUGUACGGGGCGAGAGUGUCUUGUAUUUUUUUGUUUUGAAUUGUUUUGCUACGUCACAAAGUCCGGUGACAUCUAUCGGUCAUUCUUUGUCACGAGGCAGUUCACCCUCUAGUUUGGUUGUAGCGGACGGUGUGUUGGCUCGUAAAACGUUAUUUGUCUGUACCUGUUUCUCGGACUUAUUUUUCAGUUGGAUUUUUGGGACCCCUGUUUAGGGUGAGUUAUUCGUUUGUGAUAUCUAUUAUUGUAUGUUGUAUGAGGUUGUCACUAUUUCUAUUUUUAGUGUAGAAGUUGAGAGUAUUGUGUUUAUUUCGUUUAUAGGGUGCCAGUGUUGGAGUUGUGGGCGUCGCUUGCCGUCUCAGAAAUACAUAUUGCAGUUUUUUUUUCAUUGUCAUUGUCAAACUUUACUAUUACCAAGGUUGGCAGUGUGUGACGCCAGUCGGUCAGAGUCUGGUGGACCAUAAAGCCAGGGUGACAAGUUAAUAGCCGUAGCAAAGGUGCUUAAUUUAAUUAUUGUAUAAUAUCUUUAUAUAUACCUAUUAUAUAUAUAUAUAUAUAUAUAUAUAUAUAUAUCUAAUAUAUAUACUGUCUAUUUGUCAUCCUCAUUGUACAUACACAUAUAUGUUUCAUACAAUUAAAUUCAUUUAUUUUUGUUGUUAUUUAAACUAUUCACAUUGUUGUUUACUGUAUGUACGACUGUGUGUGAGUGAUGUUCUUGUCAGGUUGAACCCCGGGACCUUAACAGUAUACAGCUAGUUAAAAACGCAAAUAAAUCCUAAACCUGACAAAUGGGGGCUCAGAGUCCGGCUGUGACUACUAGGUCAUAGAUUGUCUUAUCUCGUCUUGUUAUCUUAUAAAAUAAAAAUAAAAAAUAUACUGCCUAAUACCCCUUUAUUGUAUUUAUAUUUGAUGUUAUUGGGUACAAUUUGCUGAAAAAAAAAAAAAGUGUUUGUGUACUUCUCAUAAUUGUUGGGACAUCAAAAGUAGCAGAGGCUUGAAACAUUGUUAAAUUUAUCAUUAAUUUGUUUGAAUUCACCGCCAUAUUAUUAUAUGUGUUGAUUGUUAUUGAGGAUUGUACCAAUGCUAAAUUUAUCAUUUAUGAUUUUGAACUCAUCAUCAUAGGACUAUAGGUGUUGAUAUUUCAAGAUUGUGAUUUAUAUUCAUUUAUUUAAUUUUUUCUUUCAUGUUAUUUUGUGCUUCACUACCACCGAGUGACGAGUGUCUUCUCGCUCCCGGCAACAGGCAAGUGUGUGGGGAUUGACCGUUGAUACCGGUGUUAGAGGCCAUCGUUCCUAUAUUGGUGUGUUGGAAGUCCCUGUAACAGCUAUCUUUCUACGCAUCGGCCUGGAGUGAGGCGUUUUCUCUCCGACUUUGGAUACUACUCAGAUAGGUUUUCUUUCUUUGCCAUACGACACACUCUAAGUUUUAGUUUACAUCUUAUGUCUGUAUAUUAUAGUAUAUCAUAGUAAUAAUAAUAAUAGUAUUAGUUGAUUUAGCUGAACACAGUAAGGCACUUAGACCAUGGAAACCAGGUUAACGGUAAGAUCACAGUUUAUUAGUGAUGGCCGUGCUAUGGGGUACGAAGGGGAAAGGUUAGAGAGAUAUGUGAAGGAACGGAAAGAUGAAUAUGAUAGAGAUAAGGAAGAGGCGAAGGCAGAAGAAGAGGCUAGAAAGAAAGAGGCGAAGGCAGAAGAAGAGGCUAGAAAGAAAGAGGCGAAGGCAGAAGAAGAGGCUAGGAAGAAAGAGGAAGAAGAGAGAUUUGAACGUGAUGAGAAGGCCAAACGCGAGGAGCACGAAAGAUGGAAGGAAAGAGAUGCCAAGGAGUCAAUCAAGAGGAAAGAGGAGUUGGAACUGGCUAGGCUUAAAGAAAAGUCUGCGCCAGAGGCAGGCGUGGCGGCAGGACAGUCAGGGGAUGUGCGAUACAAGAAUGUCUUAGACAGGCUUGACAAGAGUUUCCAGGGAAUGAAAGAUGACGACGACCUCCUAGCUUACCUAACACACUUUGAGGCCGUUGCAGCAAGGUGCAAAAUAGAGAGAAAAGAGUGGUCCUUGCUGUUGUCAUAUAAACUGACCACCGCACUCAGAAACUUCAUGCUAAGGGACAGUCUGUUCCUUAGCGAGAAUUAUGAAGAAGUCAAGACUGCACUUCUUCGCCAUGCAGAUAUCAACGCGGAAACCUGCCGCAAAAGAUUCCAUCUCGUGAGACCAAGUCAAAACGACUUUAGGAGAUAUGUAACAGAAUUGAAAACGGCCUUAGAUAAUUGGUGCAAGAUGGCUGAAGUCGGUAAAACAGUGGAGGAGUUAAGAGAUCUGUUGAUCAAAGAUAGGAUCUUAGAAAGCGUAUCGAGUCGUGUAUACAGGCAACUGGUUUUGAGCAAGCACAGAACAGUAGAGAACAUGCUGGAAGUUAUAGAAGGCUUUAAGGUUGCUGGGUCAGAUGAGCCGAUUUGUAAGGAAGAGAGUGUAUAUGUGGCGGCAGCAUGUUGUGAACCUGUGGGUAAAAGAAAGGUAAUUGUGUGUUUCAGUUGUGGUGAAAAGGGGCAUAAUUCAACCGAGUGCCGUAAAGGUGUUUCCCCGUCUAACGAGAUUGAUGUUGAAGAUGUGAACUCUAAGGAUAUUGUCAGCGAUCAAGAUCAAAGGUCAAGACAUAGAUGACUAGCGGGUCGUCGCGAUUCGGAUGGUCGCCGUGGGUAUAAGUUAGUGCCGGAUCGCUACACAGUAACUGUUCAAAAUUUGCCAUUCAAUGUUAACUGGCAGAAGUUAAAAGAUAGAUUUAGAGACGUUGGUUUAGUGGGAUUUGUGGAGGUUUUAAUGGCAAACGGGAAGUCGAUGGGCGUAGGUCAUGUAAAGUUAAGGAACCUGGCCGAUGUUGCGAGAGCAGUUAAAUAUUUAGACAAGUCCAAACUUGGAGGUAGGACUAUUGUAGUUGUCCCACAUCGUAUAAGUGCGCGGGGGUAACGAUAUGAUAACUUUGAUUCUCUGUUUUAUAUAUAUAUAUAUUUAUAUAUAUAUUAGCUUUGUUGGUCAAACGUUCCAAUAUUUAGACCUAUGGAAGUAAACUGGAACUGCAAGUGUGCGUUGGCAUUGAAUAGGCUGCAGACUUGUCUGAGUAAGUGUCCUAUUCUUCGUUUACCUGAUACUUCUCUAACUUUUUUUUUUCUUCAGACAGAUGCUUCAGAUAAAGGAAUUUCUGGCAUUCUCUGUCAAUGUAUCAAAGGCGUGUUACAUCCCAUAAAGUACGUAAGCCGUAAAUUGUUGCCUCGGGAGCAGAAGUACUCUAUUAUUGAACGGGAAGGAUUAGCCAUAGUAUAUUCUGUUAAGGAACUGGACAGGUAUUUAGCAGGUAAAACAUUUCACCUGCUGACUGAUCACAAGGCCUUAUCGUAUCUCAGGAGCACAAACUUUACAAACGCACGUAUCACAAGAGGGGCAUUGAUGCUACAAGACUACUCCUUUGACGUUGUCCACGUAAAGGGAGAGAACAAUCUGCUGGCUGAUCUUUGUUCAAGAUUGAUAUAGACUUCCAUCCGCCAUUUAUUUUAUGUUUCUAUGUGUUAUAACAUUUGAACUUGUGUUUUAUAUUAUGCAAAUGAUACUAAUUUCAAGAAUAUAAUGUGUAUUUAUUUAAUAUAAAUAUAAUUUGGUAUAUUAUAUUAAUGUUGUAUUUGUAAAUAUGAAUUUGUAAUAUAACUUGGUUCUUGUCCCAAGUUGAUAUGGGUCACCUUCAAAGUCAAGGUAACCAACUUUUCUUUGUUAUUGGAUCUUUAUCUUGACGUGUAUUGUGUUUCCUUGGUUCAUUAAUUGGUGACUCCCCAUCAUUUUUUUUCUUCCAUUAUUACAUUUUGAAAUGUGACAUAGAUGCACUUAUGAUCAUUUUGUUCUUCCUUGUUCUUUCUACAAAGUUUUGUCUUCGAAAGGAUUUUUGAUGACUGGAAUUUCUUUCAAAAUUUCCAGCUCGUCGAGGAGGGGGGAUGUCGCGUAGUAUAGACAAGUGUCUAUUUCUUUCUCCUAACUCUGUUUUUUUUAUUUCCUCUACUGGUAGUACGUGUACGGGGCGAGAGUGUCUUGUAUUUUUUUGUUUUGAAUUGUUUUGCUACGUCACAAAGUCCGGUGACAUCUAUCGGUCAUUCUUUGUCACGAGGCAGUUCACCCUCUAGUUUGGUUGUAGCGGACGGUGUGUUGGCUCGUAAAACGUUAUUUGUCUGUACCUGUUUCUCGGACUUAUUUUUCAGUUGGAUUUUUGGGACCCCUGUUUAGGGUGAGUUAUUCGUUUGUGAUAUCUAUUAUUGUAUGUUGUAUGAGGUUGUCACUAUUUCUAUUUUUAGUGUAGAAGUUGAGAGUAUUGUGUUUAUUUCGUUUAUAGGGUGCCAGUGUUGGAGUUGUGGGCGUCGCUUGCCGUCUCAGAAAUACAUAUUGCAGUUUUUUUUCAUUGUCAUUGUCAAACUUUACUAUUACCAAGGUUGGCAGUGUGUGACGCCAGUCGGUCAGAGUCUGGUGGACCAUAAAGCCAGGGUGACAAGUUAAUAGCCGUAGCAAAGGUGCUUAAUUUAAUUAUUGUAUAAUAU